AGUCUGGCAGUUGCUGGGUUUUAAAGGAGUUAGUGGAUUUCAUGCGUUUUUAAGCAAGACCAAAGGUUUUUUCUUCUCUACUGUGUAGAAGUAUUGAAAGCACAAAAAGAUACUGUUUUAAUGUGCUUGGCCACCUUCCGAUCUCAUCGAUGGCAAUUGAGAAUGACACUACUGAAGUUUGCAGCACUCUGAAUGGAAUCUGGCCCAGGAAAUAAUGAAAAAAGUGUGCCACAACUCUUGAUAAGCGACCUGAAAUUUGAGAAGAAGUCAUUAACUAAGCUCAUGUUUUCUCCUGAUCAAGAAAAUCAUCCAUCAAAAGCACCAGUAAAAUAUGGUGAAUUGAUUGUAUUGGGGUACAAUGGGUCUCUCCCAAAUGGAGAUAGAGGAAGAAGAAAAAGUAGGUUUGCUUUAUUUAAAAGGCCCAAGGCAAACGGGGUGAAACCUAGCACUGUGCAUAUUGCCUGUACCCCUCAAGCAGCAAAGGCAAUAAGUAACAAGGACCAACACAGCAUAUCUUACACUUUGUCUCGGGCCCAGACAGUAGUAGUUGAAUAUACACAUGACAGCAACACAGAUAUGUUCCAGAUUGGUCGGUCAACAGAGAGUCCUAUAGACUUUGUUGUGACAGAUACAGUUCCUGGAAGUCAGAGCAAUUCAGAUACGCAGUCCGUGCAGAGCACUAUAUCAAGGUUUGCUUGCAGAAUCAUAUGUGAGCGGAACCCUCCUUUUACAGCGCGAAUAUAUGCUGCAGGAUUUGACUCCUCAAAAAACAUCUUUCUUGGGGAGAAAGCUGCAAAGUGGAAGACAUCAGAUGGGCAGAUGGACGGACUAACCACAAAUGGAGUUCUUGUUAUGCAUCCCCGUAAUGGAUUUACUGAAGACUCCAAGCCAGGGGUAUGGAGAGAGAUAUCUGUGUGUGGAAAUGUGUUCAGCCUCCGUGAAACCAGAUCAGCUCAGCAGAGGGGUAAAAUGGUUGAGAAUGAAACGAACCAACUCCAAGAUGGCUCUUUAAUAGACCUCUGUGGAGCGACCUUGCUGUGGCGCACUGCAGAAGGCCUUUCACGCACUCCUACUGUCAAACACCUGGAGGCACUAAGACAAGAAAUAAAUGCAGCAAGACCCCAGUGUCCUGUAGGAUUUAACACCUUGGCGUUUCCCAGCAUGAAGAGAAAAGAUGUUGUCGAUGAAAAGCAACCGUGGGUGUAUCUGAACUGUGGCCAUGUCCACGGCUAUCACAACUGGGGAAACAAAGAGGAGAGAGACGGCAAGGAUCGAGAGUGUCCCAUGUGCCGCUCUGUUGGCCCCUACGUGCCUCUGUGGCUUGGAUGUGAAGCGGGAUUUUAUGUGGAUGCAGGACCUCCAACUCAUGCAUUCAGCCCGUGCGGACAUGUGUGCUCAGAAAAGACAACUGCAUACUGGUCCCAAAUUCCCCUUCCUCAUGGUACUCACACGUUUCAUGCAGCCUGUCCGUUCUGUGCACAUCAGCUGGCUGGUGAGCAAGGUUACAUCAGACUCAUUUUCCAAGGACCUCUUGACUAACACAUGUGUUAUCAAGGACUGCAGUAACCUGAUAAGCUAAGCGAUUCUGAUUUUUCAAGUCUUUCGUAUUCUCUGGGCUUUGCUGGUUUGCAUUAAGAUGAAGAAUUUUUGGUUUUUGUUACAACAGCUAAAUCCCUCUCUAUCAAGAAAAGUCUGGAAAUUGAAAAAAUGGGGGGUUAAGGGGGGGAACUCGGGCUUCUUCAGGCAAUGACUAUUUCUGAAGAGGUGAAGGAAGUGCUGUCAAGUGAAAUUCAAUGCCUUCAGUUUAAUGGUUUUGAAUUAUAUGCCCAUGAUGUUUGAAAGUUGUUUCCUUCUUUUUGUAUAUGGAGGGUAAAUAGUUCAAAGAACAUUAGUUUACAGCUUGGAUGCAAACAUUGUAAAAUAUAACAUGUAUAUUAACUCUUUUCUAUUUAUCUUUAUUAUUGGAAGUAUCUAGAACGUUUAGAGUAGCAUGGUCAUAGUGUGUCACAUCCAACAAUUGGAUGUGUAGAGUAGUUCUGGAUGGAGACAGAUAUGAGACAGAAAUGGUGGAAAAAUCUUUUUUAAUCUAAAAUACUGAGUUCUUAGAAUAGCUAAAAUGCUUUUUAAACAAAGCUAAUGCAAGUUAUGAUGGCAUAAAGAUGUGCUUUAACUAUGUGGAAGGUAGCUAAGAAGGACUUUUUAAAAUGUCUUUUUGGUAGGACUGUACUUAAGAUCUGGGUAUGAGAAAAUAUUUACCAGACUCUUUGAAUAUGCAACUUAGUCUAGAUUAAGGAUUUGUUUUCUCCCUUCAUGCUAACACAUCUCUUUAUUUAACAUUAGUGAAAUUUAUGAGGGGUUUUUCAAUCGUAAACAUUGGCAGACCUGAAAGACAAGGCUCAUUUGUUCCUUG
Struthio camelus australis is the source of this 2410-nucleotide messenger RNA. The record is from RefSeq and is a predicted model, not a curated record. Lineage: Eukaryota; Metazoa; Chordata; Aves; Struthioniformes; Struthionidae.